Daphnia carinata is the source of this 944-nucleotide messenger RNA. RefSeq names its product putative defense protein 3. Gene Ontology annotation, molecular function: oxidoreductase activity, acting on metal ions. The coding region runs from base 78 to 836 and encodes 252 amino acids. The transcript has 5 exons. NCBI's taxonomy places the organism in Eukaryota, Metazoa, Arthropoda, Branchiopoda, Diplostraca, Daphniidae. The record is from RefSeq and is a predicted model, not a curated record.
GUUUGCCUGAUAUUUGUACUCGUUUGCAUCGUCAAUUGAACACUCGACGUGGAGACAAACCCCACCAAAUAGAAAAGAUGAAAUUUCAUUUACCAUUUUCAUUUGUUGGAGGCUCUGUCCUUCUCGUUAUCGGAUGCUGUUUGUUGUCCGCGGAUGCGAAUCCGUCCGGUGCGCCGGAAACGGCCUGCACGACAAUGACUCCGCAACACGGUGUCGACUGGCAAACCAUUCCAUGUCCGUUUGAAAUCAUCGUAGACAAGACGAAAAUGUAUCCCAGUGAAACGCUAAACAUCCGUCUGGGCAUUAAAAAUAACGUGAACGUUAGCGAUCCUGAAGCUCGCGGAUUCAAAGGUUUCAUGGCCAUGGCGUUUGAUCCUAGCAGCCCCGAUGUUCAGCCAUUAGGCACAUUCGACACUAAGGCUUCUACUGAGAUAAAGACAAUGAACUGCCCUAGUCCGUUUCGAGAACCCAACACAGUGAAGCAGAACGUUGCCGCAACCCACACCAAUAACGGAUUUAAGAAGACGGUCGAGUUAGUCUGGACACCACCGGCCGAUUUCCUUGGACCCAUCAUUAUCGUGGUGACGUUUGUGCAUGAGAAGGAGAUUAUGUGGGUCAAAGAAAAUUCUGAAUUUAUCCAAGUUGUGCCCGACCCAGGGCCAACCUCAACGACGGAGACAACACCGUCGACUACAACAACACCGACGACUACAACAACACCGACAACUACCACUACCGUGCCACCGACGACGACAGGAGCUAGAUCGUCUGCAAUAGAAUGGAACGUAUUGUUUGGUGUUACCAUUAUCAGCCUCUUAGCUCGCAACCGGUUCUAGAAUUUACCAACUAUUUGACUAAACUCUUUUCAAAACGCGUAACGUGCACAUGUUUAUCAACAUGAGAGACGGAAGAAAAAGAAACCAAAUACAAUUCGAACGUCCAAA